This is a messenger RNA of Arvicanthis niloticus (Nile rat), 500 nucleotides long. NCBI's taxonomy places the organism in Eukaryota, Metazoa, Chordata, Mammalia, Rodentia, Muridae. The record is from RefSeq and is a predicted model, not a curated record.
AUUACGGCCCCUGCUGCACACCCUGGCUGAAUUUGGCUGGCUUCUGACAAGCGUGUUGCCGACACCUGUAUUGAGAUACGACAGUGAAGGGAAUUUGGCUACCAAGCAGGUCGUAUUUCUCCAAAGGCCAGUUACGUGGAAUUCAGCUGCUCAGACCCCAGAAAGGAAAGGCAGCCGGCUGCUGAGGGGUGAAGACAGAAACAAGGUUGGCAGCAGGAGCAUAGGCCUGGACACAAGCGCAUGUCAAGCCUCCCAAGCCGCAGGAGGCCGAGCCCCUCUUGAGGAGGGCCCCCCCUCUCCCUCCAGAGAGUGCUGGACCAAGGAAGAGCGGCCCGCGCAGAGCGACAGCUUCUCCGGCUUCAGCAGGAGCGACAGUGCCCUCCGGGAACUGGAUGAUGGACAGUUUGACCAGGAAGAGGGCGUGACACAGGUCACUUGCAUGGAUCUGCAGAUCCAGCUCUGCUGCUUGUACAGGACAAGCUAGUCUACAUGGUGAGUUC